Eruca vesicaria subsp. sativa (arugula) is the source of this 341-nucleotide messenger RNA. Lineage: Eukaryota; Viridiplantae; Streptophyta; Magnoliopsida; Brassicales; Brassicaceae. The record is from the annotation of a GenBank genome assembly.
UCACAUUGUCAACAAGGAGUCUUUUUGUGCAAGCAGCGCGGACUCGAAGAUCAGGUGGUGAAGCAGCGAAAAGACCCAACAUGGAGUCAUGCAAGCAAAGAAUAAACACGCACAAGAGACCUUUCCUGCUCAAUGUCUUCUUCUACAGGAAGUUCAUUCAUCCCAAAGUGAUGCAUAGACCAACAAGAAAACUCAACUCAGUUUCCAUCACAAACACAUGAAAUAAGGACUAAUAUACCGUAAGCUCAGAGCUGAGCGUUCAAUGGAAGCAGACGUGUAAGCUGUGUCUUAUAAGCCAAGAAAGGAUGAAAGAAUUGAAGGGAAGAUAGGGAUUUUGUUCC